Messenger RNA from Lycium ferocissimum, 2063 nucleotides. Its product is annotated as protein NRT1/ PTR FAMILY 6.2-like. NCBI's taxonomy places the organism in Eukaryota, Viridiplantae, Streptophyta, Magnoliopsida, Solanales, Solanaceae. Gene Ontology annotation, cellular component: membrane. The transcript is spliced from 6 exons. The record is from RefSeq and is a predicted model, not a curated record. The coding region runs from base 124 to 1854 and encodes 576 amino acids. Gene Ontology annotation, molecular function: transmembrane transporter activity. Gene Ontology annotation, biological process: transmembrane transport; oligopeptide transport.
AGGAAAAUCAAGUGUGUCUACAUAGAACAGAAAGACUUCAAUAACAAUAUACUUCUCGAGGCUUUUUUUUUCUACUGUUGAAGCUCUUUCACUGUUAGAUACUACUAAGUUGAAAAGGACAAGAUGAGUUGGACUGUUGCAGAUGCAGUGGACUACAAAGGGUCCCCUGCUGAUAAGUCUAAAACUGGUGGUUGGAUACCUGCUACUCUUAUCUUAGGGAUUGAAAUUAUCGAAAGGCUUUCGACAAUGGGAAUAGCAGUAAAUCUGGUGACAUACUUAGGUGGUACAAUGCAUUUGCCUAGUUCAAGUUCAGCCAAUAUUGUAACAGAUUUCAUGGGCACGUCCUUUCUCCUGUGUCUGCUUGGAGGCUUUCUUGCAGACUCUUUCCUCGGCAGAUACAAAACUAUUGCAAUAUUUGCUCUUAUACAGACACUGGGAACCGGGAUGUUAACGUUGGCAACCAGCCUGCCGCAACUGCGACCCCCUCCGUGCCAUCGUCAUGAUGCCAAUUGCAAACCAGCAAAUGGUUUUCAAAUGGGAAUCCUAUACUUAGCCUUAUAUCUCAUAGCAUUAGGUACUGGUGGCUUAAAAUCUGGUGUCUCAGGAUUUGGAACGGACCAAUUCGAUGAGAAAGAUGAGAAGGAAAAGGCGCAAAUGGCGUUUUUCUUCAACAGAUUCUUCUUCUUCAUCAGCAUGGGGACUUUGACAGCAGUUACAGUGCUUGUUUAUAUCCAAGAUGAAGUUGGACGGAUCUGGGCUUAUGGUGUUUGCUCAGUAGCCAUGUUCAUUGCCAUUGUAAUAUUCCUUCUGGGUACUAAAACGUACCGAUACAAGAAAAGUGCAGGAAGUCCUAUUGUCCAAAUUUUUCAAGUCAUUGUUGCUGCUAUAAAGAAGAGGAAAAUGGAUCUUCCAUAUGAUGUGGGCAUGCUCUAUGAGAAUACUACUCCAGAGGAUACAAGAAUCCAACACACAGAAGAAUUCAGAACAUUGGACAAGGCUGCGAUCGUAGCUGAGGGAGAUUUUGAGGACCACUCUGCUCCAAAUCCAUGGAAGCUUAGCUCAGUGACAAGGGUUGAGGAAGUGAAAAUGAUGGCAAGGCUGCUCCCAAUUUGGGCCACCACUAUAAUUUUCUGGACCACCUACGCACAGAUGAUUACUUUUUCUGUUGAACAAGCUUCUACCAUGGAAAGAACAAUAGGCAACUUCCAAAUUCCAGCAGGAUCUCUCACUGUCUUCUUUGUGGCAGCCAUCUUAAUCACCUUGGCUGUUUAUGACCGAAUUAUCAUGCCACUUUGGAAGAAAUGGAAGGGAAAACCAGGUUUUACCAACCUACAAAGAAUUGCCAUUGGCCUUGUAUUAUCCGUAAUAGGAAUGGCAGCAGCUGCGCUAGCAGAGAAGGAAAGAUUGGCAGUUGCAAAAUCGGUGGGGCGACACACUUCAACUUUGCCAAUUAGUGUAUUCGUCUUGAUCCCGCAAUUCUUCUUGGUAGGGGCUGGAGAAGCUUUCAUCUACACCGGCCAACUCGAUUUCUUCAUAACACAAUCACCAAAAGGGAUGAAGACAAUGAGCACUGGCCUUUUCUUGACAACCCUUUCACUCGGUUUCUUCAUUAGCAGCUUCUUAGUGUCACUUAUGAAGAAGUUGACCAAAAGUAACGCUACACCUGAAGGCUGGCUUGCAGACAACAUAAACUAUGGAAGGCUUGACUUGUUCUAUUGGCUUCUUGCUGCGUUAGGAGUCAUAAACUUUGCCAUCUACCUAAAUUGCGCAACUGGGUACAAGCCAAAGAAGGCUAAAUCUGCCACAGCGAUGGAGACGUUGCACCAUGGAAAUGGAGCUGAAGACAAGUGCUAGGAUUUAGCUAAGCGCUCGUGUUGCAAACAAACUAUAUAUGCUGUUCAAGUUGCCGUUUUUAAUUUUAUUAAUUUCUCGAAUGGUGUGUUGCACAUGUAUAACAUAUCAUGUAACGUAUGAUUUUGUAAAAUACUAUUAAUAUCAUGAAACAAAAGAUUGUGCGAAUAACUAAAUAUGAAAAAAAAUAAAGUACAAGGUUUUGCGGAAAA